Molecule: messenger RNA, 4034 nt
Organism: Spirodela intermedia
Lineage: Eukaryota; Viridiplantae; Streptophyta; Magnoliopsida; Alismatales; Araceae
Source: the annotation of a GenBank genome assembly
AUGGGACUCUGCCAUGGGAAACCAGUCGAGAGCCCCCUUCCCAGAGAAGAACUAGAAGAUCCCGUGGUCUCCAGCAAUGGGAUACCCCCUCCAAAUCCGGGAACCCCAAAACCCCCAAAAUCGCCAUUCUACCGUCCGAGCCCACUGCGGAGCUCUCACAGGAACUCUCCGGGGUACUCCAGCGUCACUUCGACGCCAUUGCGGAAGAUCUUCAAGGGCCCCUUCCCCCCUCCUUCUCCUGCCAAGCACAUCAAGGCUUUUCUCGCGCGCCGUCACGGAUCAGUGAAGCCGAACGCGGCCGCCAUCCCCGAGGGAUCGGAGGCCGAUCCGGUGGGCCUGGACAAGAACUUCGGCUUCUCCAAGCAGUUCCUAUCAAGGUAUGAGCUCGGAGAGGAGGUGGGGCGGGGGCAUUUCGGAUACACCUGCUGCGCCAAGGCAAUCAAGGGAGAAUUGAAGGGGCACGAGGUUGCCGUCAAAGUAAUCCUCAAAUCGAAGGUUAGAUUCCCAUGUCUCUCUCCCCCCUCAUCCGUAUUGCUAGAAAUGGUUCUGCCAUUGUUGCAGAGGUUAUCAGUUCUUCUUUCAGAAGAUUUAUCUGGCAAAAUCUUCCUUGUUCAAUCCUUGGGCAACAGUUUUCUACACAGAAUUUGACUGCGGUGGUGGUUCUCACGGAUCAUGACACAGUAAUUCGUCUGUUUUUUUCUAUAAAAAAUCUUCUCUUCUCUUCAGCUUCUUUUCAAAUUACAUAAGAGGUGAGUGGAUUAUAAAAGAAGAUGAACCAUGCUCUGCUUUGAUGAAAUCUUGAAAUCUGGAGACCUCGGAUUCUUGGUGGAAGAGAACUGACGACUCCCUGCUCCUUUCGGCAGAUGACCACCGCGGUUGCCAUUGAGGAUGUGAGGAGAGAAGUCCGUAUAUUGAGGGCCCUUGCUGGGCACAAGAAUCUAGUGCAAUUUUAUGAAGCCUAUGAAGAUGACAACGGCGUGUAUAUCGUUAUGGAGUAAGUGAAUAAAUAUUGUAUCAUAGUUUUAUUAUUAUUAUUGAAUUCUCAUAAUGGCGGCAACAGUUUUUCUUUCAUCUGGGCAUUGGAAACAUGCACACAGAACCCAGAAAAUCUUGCUUUUUUUUUUUUUGCUUCUUUCUUCCAUGAUCUCGAAAAUAUCAAAACUCCUUUGACCAGGUGGCAGAAGAACACGUAAAAAGAUUGAAUUUGUCCCGUUUAGUAAGAAUUGCAUUAUUUUUUGCAACGACUGUGAGGGAACCAGGUGAACGAACGGGCUUAUCACUGGAGCAUUGUGAUGCGAUUAUCACAUUGUCGUUGGUCCGUUGCAGCUAUAUCUAAUUAUUUUCCCCCUUUUUUAGAAAAAUUAAAAACUGGGUAAAACCUUGCAUAAAUUUUCAGCUAGUAUGCCCGGGUGGGUCCCCAUUGAUUUCCUUUUAUCUUCUUUGAAACAAUCCAGCAGAACUGUUCAUUAUAAUCUGUAAUACGGGGAGACAUGAUUCAUCAAAUCUCAAUCUGAUGUUCUUCUGUUCGCCUGUCACUUUCUCAUGAACUCGUGACCAUUUUCUUCCUCUUGACUUGCCAACUAACUCACGAGCAACAUCUCUACUUUUCAGGUUAUGCAAAGGUGGUGAACUUCUUGACAGGAUUCUCGCUAGGUACCUCUUUUCGCUAGCUUUAUAUAUAUUUAUAUAUAUAUAUAUAUAUAUAUAUAUAUACAGAAAAAUCAUGAGUUAACCAACAUAGUUUUCUCUUCCCAUUUAUCUUUGUUUUCAGGGGAGGAAAAUAUUCAGAGGAAGAUGCUAAGGGUGUCAUGGUCCAGAUCCUGAACGUUGUGUCCUUCUGUCAUCUGCAGGGAGUUGUACACCGAGACCUUAAGCCCGAGGUAGAUGAAUUGACCAUUCGAGCAAUCAUAUCUCCUUCAAUGUCCUCUGAUAUCAGUUCAUCUUUUCUGUAGAAUUUUCUCUUUACCUCAAAGGAUGAGAAGGCCCCAUUGAAGGUGAUUGACUUCGGUCUGUCAGAUUUUGUGAAGCCUGGUUAGUGAUAAAGUCCAUGAGACCACUCAUACUUGUGUAGCUAUUCUUGGCUUCGAGAUCAUUUCUCCGUUCUUGUUCUUGAUUUGCGUUCAUGGGGUUUCCUCAUUUGAGGUUGCAGAUGAGAGGCUGAACGACAUCGUCGGAAGCGCCUACUACGUUGCCCCUGAAGUCCUCCGGAGAUCUUACGGGACCGAAGCUGACAUGUGGAGCAUCGGCGUGAUCGCGUACAUCCUGCUCUGCGGGAGCCGCCCCUUCUGGGCGAGGACAGAGUCCGGCAUAUUCCGCACCGUCCUCAAGGCUGAUCCAAACUUUGAGGAGCCGCCAUGGCCUACAUUGUCCUCGGAGGCCAAGGAUUUCGUCAAGAGGCUGCUGAACAAGGACUAUCGCAAGAGGAUGACUGCCGCCCAGGCCCUGUGUAUGUACCUUUGCAGCGUGAUUCAGCUGUACUAUGGGUCGUCCCUGUUUCUCUCGAAUGUCAUGCAUUUUGACUCUUCUGUGUGUAGGCCAUCCGUGGAUUAGAGAUCAUGAGGAUGCCACCAUUCCCAUGGAUAUGCUGAUUUGCAGACUUAUGAGAGCGUAUAUCUGUUCGUCGUCGCUACGAAAGUCAGCACUGGUGGUAUGGCGCCCCUUUCCACUCCAGGGUUUUGAGUAUGCUGUGGAUGCAUCACGAGGAGCGUUGACUUUUACGAUUCGUAAAAUUUCCAGUUUUAGUGAAUUUCCCAUUGUUCCUCACGAUUUCUGAUGAAAUCGUAGGAACCCAGAGCCAGUGGAUGGCCGAUUCGAGUUGACUUCAUGGUGGCCGAGGAACCCAAUCCGAUACACACUUCUCAUAACACUGAACAUCCCUUUAAUGGGGAAGAUGACCCAGAUGAAAAUGACUUAGUUUCUCUUAGAUUGUCUAAACUUACGUAACUUGGUCGCAUUAAAUUAUCUGUGUGCAAAUUUAAAUUUUUGUGCUCCUUUUUCGGAAUGUUACUGGGCCACUAGCUUGAUUCCUCAUACUCUCUCUCUCUCUCUCUCUCUCCCUCUCUCUCAGGCUCUUGCCAAAUCGUUGACCGUGAACCAGCUCUUCUACUUGCGAGAGCAGUUCACAUUGCUGGGACCGAACAAGAACGGAUACAUCGCCUUACAAAACUUGAAGACGGUAGGUGGUUUCCUAGCUUGACUAGAUUGACCCUCGUGGCCCCCAGCUUCUAAUGGGUCUGGCUUCCACAGGUCCUGUUGAAGCACUCAACUGACGCAGUAAAGGAUUCCAGAGUUCUUGAUUUUGUCAACGCGGUGGGUGACUUCUCGUUUUUUUUUGUACUUCAUUUUCUGUUGACCUCGUGGUGUAUUUAUUUUGACUUGGUGUUCUUCCCGGGGGAUUGUCGUCAGGUCUGCUCUCUUCAGUAUAGGAAGCUGGACUUCAAGGAGUUUGCGGCGGCUGCUGUCAGCGUUCACCAGCUGGAGGCCUCGGCCAACUGGGAGCAGCUUGCUCGCUCGGCAUACGAAUUAUUCGACAAGGAGGGGAACAGACCCAUCAUGAUCGAAGAACUUGCCUCGGUAAUCUUCAUUUUAUCCCUUUAGAAAACAGCUUCAAUGGUCCCUUCAGAUCCUAAUCUGGAGCGCACUCCAUGAAAUCUGCCGAACGAUGUCUCAGUUUCUGAGAUUCUUCGUCUCGAACCCAUUUGAGUCCGCGUUUCUAUCUGCUUUUUCUGUGACCCUCUCGGCAGAAACUGAUCAGUCGUCAACCCAAUCAAUCCUGCCCAAUUCUGAGCAGUUUGCUUGCUUCAGGAGAUAUUUUUUAGGGUUUCUGAACUGGUUGGACCUGUUCCGGAUUAGGAUUUUCUUUUUCCUCUUUUUUCUGACGAGCUUGCUUGAUUCAGGAGCUGGGGCUCAGCCCGUCGGUCCCCAUGCAUGUGGUUCUCCAAGACUGGAUCAGGCACUCCGACGGGAAGCUGAGCUUCGUCGGCUUCGUCAAGCUCCUACACGGGGCGUCAUCCCGAUCGAUGCCCAAAGCAUAA